This is a messenger RNA of Dinoponera quadriceps, 5462 nucleotides long. It is a transcript of the gene ena, whose product is annotated as protein enabled homolog. The coding region runs from base 216 to 2789 and encodes 857 amino acids. The transcript has 9 exons. The record is from RefSeq and is a predicted model, not a curated record. Gene Ontology annotation, molecular function: SH3 domain binding. NCBI's taxonomy places the organism in Eukaryota, Metazoa, Arthropoda, Insecta, Hymenoptera, Formicidae.
UCACGCGCGAAGCUCUUCCGCGUCGCCGUUCAAGCCCGGAUAUUUAAUUACGUUGCGAGCGAGCCGCGACACGACGUUUUCCGAUCGACCGGUCUCGACGUAACCGAUAAUACAACACGUCUGUUCGAUGUGACCUCCGGGGUGACACACACGGGGUUGUGAGUGAUGAGCAGCGUCUAAGCGUGCAGAGGGAAUUCCUUCUCCCCGUGUUCGUCAUGUGGGACUCUCGCAUCAAUUCUUCAUCCACCUGUGGAGACAGGACGAGAUGGUCUUCUUAUGAGGCUUAUUCGUUCGGCGGUCACCUACCUGACCAGGACACCAAGACGCGUUCCUCGUUAACGAUGCAGACCGUGCGAGAAAACCCACUGCAGCGCGUGCAACAGCACGCAAACUAUCGCCAACAACGAUCUUCUUGGCAGGAUGGCCGCUCGUGCGAAGUGAGCAUAUCAUCCGCCCGCGCGUCGGUGAUGGUGUAUGACGACGUGAAUAAAAAAUGGAUACCGAGCGGCAGCUCGUCCGGCCUUUCAAAGGUCCAGCUCUACCAUCACCAGGUGAACAACACGUUCCGCGUGGUCGGCAGGAAGUUACAGGAUCACGAGAUCGUCAUCAAUUGCGCGAUCUUGAAAGGGCUCAAGUACAAUCAAGCGACGGUCACGUUCCACCAAUGGAGGGACAAUAAACAGGUGUACGGGCUCAACUUUUCUAGUAAGGACGACGCCGACGCUUUCGCCAGAGCGAUGCUUCAGGCGCUCGACGUGCUGAGCAACGGCAGUAACAUAUCACGAAGUCUCGCUCCGGCAGCCGCGACGGCUACCCAGCAGCAGACCGCCUACCAGCAACAACAACAACAACAACAACAACAACAGAGCCAAGCGACCGCUCAAUACGAGGAGGACAUGGGAUACAGUCAAGGUCGUAGGGCGCGGAUCUCCUUGUCCCUGGGGCAUCUGCCUACGGGAGCAGGCCAGAUGGCCCUACCCGUGAGCUCCGUCACCCCAACCCCCGAUCACCACGCGACCGUUAGUAGUGCAGUCAGCACCGCUGUUCAGGUGGCCUGCUCGCGUGGCUCACCGAGCGACGGACGCAUGAGGACCAUGACUAGAGAAGACGUGGCGAUAAUUCAAGAACGCAGAAUGUCCCAACAGAGUCAAGCGACUGGCAGUCCCAACCCUAUCUCACCGAGUUGCCCACCGACGCAGCAGCAACAGCAGCAACAGCAGCAGCAGCAGCAAUCAGGUCAUCACAGGACCUCGUCGGCACCACCAGCUCCGCAGCCGCAGCAGCAACAGCAACAGCAGCAGCAGCAACAGCCGCCGCCGCCGGCGUUACAGAUCAUGCAGAGCGUUGGCGGUAUGGCUCCGGUUCCACCGCAAAUGUCGACUGUGGUUGGCCCGCCGAUACCGCCACCUCAACCACCGGUUGCGCCGCCUGCACCCCCGUGUCCGCCGGCGAUGAUAAACUUCAACACGCCGACCUCGGUACCGCCGAUGAUGAUAAACCAGUACGCCCAGUCGCCGUCGUCGCAGACGAGCCAGUCGCAGUGCCAGCCGAUCUACGUUACUAAUCAGCCGGGCCAAUACGGAGGUGGUGCGCCGACGACUAAUCAGUACGCGACCGCCACUGUCGCCGCUAGCGGCGGUAGUAGCGGCGGCGGCACCGGCACUGUUACGAGCAGCGGUGUCGUCGUCGGCCAAAGCCAGAGUCAAUAUCCGCCUACCGGCAGCAGCCAGAACAAUUUCUACGGCACUAACAGUCAGACGAGCAAUUACGUCGUUGGUGGACAAGUGAGCCAAACCAGCCAGUACAGUCAACCAGCUGGCAGUCAGGCUGCGCAAUACGUCAGUGGCAGUGGCGGCGGCGGUGGUAGCCAAUACGGCAGCAGUAGCUCGAUAAGCCAGUACGCGGUUCCACCGCCGCCGCCGGGCCAAUAUACGGUCGCCCAGCCGAGCCAAUCGCAGUACGGCACUAUCGUGUCGCAGACGCAGGCACAGUACGCCGGUGCGGCCGGUCAGGUGCAAGCCGCUGUAGCCACCACGAACAACCCGUAUGGGACGCCGUCGAACUCGGUGAACCAGUAUGCCGCGAGUGGACACCACACGGUCGGCGCGAACACCUACGCUCCUCUCACCGGUAGCGGUCCACCGCCACCUCCGAUGGUACCAUUGGUUGGACCUGCGGCGCCGCCUCCGCCGCCGCCGCCGCCGGCACCCAAUACCAACAGCGCGGCAGCAGCUUCCGGCACGUCGUCGAGUGAUCCUCCGCCGGAUACCAAUUCGUUAGCUGCCGCCCUUCAGGCUCGUCUCAAGAAGAAGCAGCAACAAUCGCAGCCGGUGGAGAACAGUGGCUCGAGCACCAGCAGUAGCGGAAGUGGUAGCGGAAGUGGCGGUAAUUACGGCACCUUAGGGAGAGGCGGAGGCGGCGGAAUGGCUUCCAUGAUGGACGAGAUGGCGAAAACUCUGGCACGCCGACGAGCUGCCGCCGAAAAGAAACAACCUGAACAACCACUGGAGCCGGAUAGCUCACCGGACAAGAAAUCCUGGGACAAGAACAACUCGUCGAACAACAAGUUUUCCAACGGCGCCGAGUCACCGAAGUCGGUGCGCAAGAGGUUCGGCUCGGCUUCGGAGGACACCCUCCUCAAGGUGAACGGAGUCAACGAUGGAUCCUCGUUCACUGCGCAAGAGAUGGAGGCAUUCAAGGCGGAGAUAAUUAAGGAAGUGCGCAAAGAAUUCCAGAAGAUGAAGCAGGAAAUCAUCGAUGCCGUAAGGACAGAACUAAACAAGAGAUAAAGAAGACGAUUAAGAAGAAGAGAUACGGACGACAGAGCUAACCUCAAAGCCGAAAAGGACAAGAAAGCGAGAUGAAGAAGGACAAAAAUCGAAAAAAAAGUUUUGUGAGACUAAACUUGCUCGAUAUCAAAGCGUUAUCGAGAUCCACAUACAGGUUUUUACAACAUAUUUGCGAGAGAAUGUGUAAUGUGUGGUUACACUUAUGUAUAUCGGACAUUUAUGUGUAAGUACGUUAAUCUAACUAGCAUCCUAAGUGGCCGUAAUCCUUUUGUUAUUUACUAUACAAAUAACAAUCGUAACGAAACGUUGAAUCAGUUGAGUUUCGUUCGACGACUUGGUGCCAGUUUUCUAUUGCCACGUUAGUUCUUUUUUCCUCUCUUUCCCAAACUAAAUCUUAAGAAAGAGAAGAAAAGAGAAUCGGUACAGUAGCUGAUACGGCCAGAAAUGCAGCAAUAGAAAACUGACCCUCGGUUUGGAGAAGCUUGAGAUUAAGUCUCUCGGCAUUUUUUUACACGCACAAGGGAUCACGAGGAAAGACCCUUUCGGUUAGGUUUUCGGGCGCGAAAGGAAGAUUGAAAGAAAAAAACAAGUAGAGAGAGAGAGAGAGAGAGAGAGAGAGAGAGAGAGAGAGAGAGAUGACUUGGACGAAAACGUAAUGUAAGUACACGCACAAUGAGAUACUACUAUUAUCGCUUCGUAGAUUAAAGGGAUAUCGAUAAAGACCAAAAAAAUGGUGUACUAUUUAUAAUAUAAAUUAUAUUGAUCUAUACAUAAUAACUUACGCUAAUAUCCAUGUUUCAAGAUGCGCUCGUUUAUAGCCAUGGCCGAAGACGAGCGGUGGGUUGUUUCUCGGAGCGACGGUCGGCACUAAAUCACCUCACGACCAGUAGACGAGAGUUCUCUCGAUUACAUUACACGACUCGCGGCAUAACGAUUAUUUCAUUCGCGAGAAACUCAAUGAUUUCAACGUCGAAGUUACGUAUCGUAUAUAUAUUUUUUAUUAAUACGCAUAUAUGGCCAGGCAGGGUUUCUAAGACUUCUCUUGUACACCGAGGGCGAUUUUUUAUAUCAUUAAGAAAGAUCUCAUCAUGUUGUAGGACAUUCGUGCGGAAUCCUUUUUCGUCGAUGUCGUGGCAUUCCUCGUGGUUUUCCCUCAUGUUCGUAUUAUUAACGUCGUCGUACGUUUCUCGUUUCCUUCUACUUUCGACGAAUACUCGGCGAUAAUGACGACAUACAUAGGACACGCGCACGCACAUACGCGCGCACCCGUACGCACGCACGUUACCGUUAAUUAUUUAUGUGAGGCUUCUUGCGUCGUCAAUCUGUGUUGCGACGCACGAAUCGGUUUCUCCGCGAAUGAAAAUGUAACAGGCGCGCGAAUACAUUCCAGAGACACUGACCUCGUAUCCCCCAACAUGACAUUGCGCUGAUCUUCUGAUACAUUGAACACGUUGUAAAUAGCAAUAACGACUAGAGACGACGGAUGCCACGAUCGUUGAUCGUGAAAUUCUCGAAAAACACGUAUAUCGCGCUCGUUAAACGAUAAUUGAUUAAAGAGUUCUCGCGCGCGUUCAUCCAUUCCCGACGUGGUGGAUAUCGAAUUCGUUGAGUUCCGUUUGCGCCGAAGAAAGAAUCACGUCGCACAUCGAAGCGUGUACCCUUCUUUUCGAUCGGAUGAAAUGAUUCUCCGAAACCGGUCGGGGUUCUUCUCUGCGCUUAAUCGCACUUUCGUAGUUUUCCAUUUAAAUAUAGCGCACGGCUUCUUCCUCCCAGUUUCUUACUUUCGACAAGCAUUUUCAUUCGGGCGAUUUACUCUCCCGCGUGCACAUAAAGCCGCCGAACAUCUGUGCGAUACAUAAUUCAUUUUUCAUUACUUUUUUUUUUUAUCAUUGCGAGGUUAUUCAUUUUUACGCUCUCGACGUGUGCGAGCAUCACCAUGAUUGAAGUUCUCGAGCGGCGAGCCUUGACUUUUUAACACUCCGACCGUUUCACUUCGAUUUUCGAACGCGGAAUAAUUAACGUCUGAUAUCAUUUUCACAAUUAAGAAAUUUUAUAAUUACUACUAUUAAACAACUUACUUGGCGAAAAGUAAGAAAAAGAAAAGUGAAAGAUACGCGAGAGACAUACCGAUAAUAUCAAUCUAUAGUAUAGAUAUAUAGUAUCGAUUAUCGAAGGUCAUCUCUUGGAAAAUUCAGUUACGUGGGUGGAAAAUGAAGUGAAUCGGCAUGUGAUUCAUAAUAUCGAUCUUUAUUUUUUUUUUCUUUUUACAGACGAUAUUUGUUAUCGAGUGGGAGAUAAUUUUUUUUGUACGCAAAAAAAGAUAGUUUUCGUGACUAAAUUUUAGUUCUCUGAAGACCAGAGACGAAAACUCGGUGGUGAGAAACGAUCUCUGCGUUACCGUGAUUGAAACAUUGUCUGAAGAUUCGGUCACAUUAAAAUUUAGCCGAUGUAAUCGAGGACAACUGACUGAAAUAACGAACACUGACUAACGAAAAUUUCCUGCAGGAAUCUUUCUGUUCUUACCACCGAGUUUCCCUCGAGUCCUCGGGAGACAAAAAUUCAGUCACACAAACCGAGUUUUUUCUCCCGUCUGGAUUGGUACUUGUCGUCGCAAAGUUAUUUUUUUCACAUAUAAUUCACAACAAAUAAAUCAUAAAAAAGUUGACAUACGAA